This is a messenger RNA of Staurois parvus, 364 nucleotides long. NCBI's taxonomy places the organism in Eukaryota, Metazoa, Chordata, Amphibia, Anura, Ranidae. The record is from the annotation of a GenBank genome assembly.
AUGCAGACUGCUUCUACAAACAUUGGUGAAAGAAUGGGUCGCUCUCAGGAGCUCAGUGACUCCAAGCGUGGUCCCGUGAUAGGUGGCCACCUGUGCAAUAAGUCCAUCCGUGACAUUUCCUGGCUACUAAAUAUUCCACGCUCAACUGUUAGUGGGAUUAUAAACAAAGUGGAAGUAACUGGGAACAACACCAACUCAGCCACCAAGUGGUAGGCCACAUCACAUGACAGAGCGGGGUCAGCGCAUGCUGAAGCACACAGUGUACAGAAGUCGCCAACUGUCUGCUGAAGACCUCCAAACUUUGUUUCCAGUGAAGGGAACUCUUAAGCUGUCAGCAUAUUAAGACAUUUUGGACAAUUUCAUG